AUGGUGAACAUGCCAACGAUCAUAGCACUCAAAGUGUAUGACGUGCUGUUUAUAGCAAUUAUCAUGUUCAUUAUCGAUCUGGUUAUAAAACUGUGGAAUGAACGUGGUACGCAACUGUCUCCAAUCGAGCAGGAGCUUAUGAACGAGUACAACACGCAAGUGCGACUCGUUAAACGCCUCAAUGCAGUCGAGACGUUUGUGGAGCAAGCCAAGGCCACACGCAAGAUGAAUGCGCUUCAAAGGGAGAUCCAAGAACUUAAAGUGAAGCGGAUGGCUGCAAACGCACCUUCGGCGUUCCAGAAGCAAUUCAAUCGCAUUCGAACGCCAGUAAUGAUGGGGCUGACGAUGCUGUACUAUUGGAACGAGCCGCUUGUGGUGUUACCUCAAGGCUACAUGCUCCCUGUGGAGCGACUGUUAUCGAUUCCAGCCUUUCCACUUGGUUCUGUCUCCGCGAUGGGAUGGGCUGGAAUCUGUCGUCGCGUGAAUGGAAAGAUCCUAGGCUAA
Peronospora farinosa is the source of this 504-nucleotide messenger RNA. Lineage: Eukaryota; Oomycota; Peronosporomycetes; Peronosporales; Peronosporaceae. The record is from the annotation of a GenBank genome assembly.